Molecule: messenger RNA, 3804 nt
Organism: Chiroxiphia lanceolata (lance-tailed manakin)
Lineage: Eukaryota; Metazoa; Chordata; Aves; Passeriformes; Pipridae
Gene: UHRF2
Product: ubiquitin like with PHD and ring finger domains 2
Exons: 16
Coding region: 356-2809 (817 amino acids)
Biological process (GO): protein ubiquitination; negative regulation of gene expression via chromosomal CpG island methylation
Molecular function (GO): metal ion binding; ubiquitin protein ligase activity; protein binding
Source: RefSeq, a predicted model, not a curated record
GCGGCGCUCCCGGUAAACACUGCCCGGGCCGGGCCAUGGCUCCCGCCGCCUCCCCAUAGCUCUGCCCGCCGCCUCCCGCGCCGCCUCGGCGGGAUCGGGGAGCGCCGCGGGAGCCGCUCAGCUCCCUUCCCUCUCCCGCGCCCCGCCGAGCGGGGCCGGCGGCCCGGAUUGCGGCGGGAGGGUCGCGCCCGUUCAGCGGGGUUUGAAAUUCCUGCCCUGCCGAGCCGAACAAAGAGCGGGAGAGCUCCCGGACCCCUCCCCUGCAGUCCCACGCCGCCGACGCUCACCCGCGGAGCGGCCCCCAGCCCCUGCUCCGGGCCCCGCUCCCGUGCCCGUGGCCGGGCGGGCGGGCACCAUGUGGAUCCAGGUCCGCACGAUCGACGGCACCGAGACCCAGACCAUCGACGACCUGAGCCGCCUCACCAAGAUCGAGUGCCUACGGGAGAAGAUCCAGGAGACCUUCCGCGUGAGCCCCGAUCGCCAGCGCCUUUUCUACCGGGGCAAGCAGCUAGAAGAUGGACACACUUUAUUUGACUACAAUGUUGGACUAAAUGACAUAGUACAGCUUUUGAUACGUUCUGAAUCUGAAGCUCCUACUGCUGCUUCUGUGACAGAUCAAGAUGGAGAAGUCAAUCCUUGUGCUGUUUCCAACUGCAAGAACAAAGCAAAAAAAACAAAUAGUGGAUCGCCCAGUCAGCCAUCUACAUCAUCUCGCUCGUUCCUCAUAGAUCCUGGCAUUGGACUGUACAAGAUAAAUGAAUUGGUGGAUGCCCGUGAUGUCAGCAUUGGAGCCUGGUUUGAAGCUCAUAUAGAAAAUGUUACCCGAGCAACAAAGGGACAUAAGAAUGGUAAAGCUCAAGGGAAGAGUGGUAACACUUACAAAAGGACUAAUGGAAACUUAAAUCAAGAUCAUUCUAAAGAAAAUGCAAAUAAUUUGGACAGUACACCAUCCACAUCUUAUUCAGACUGUAUGGACACUGGUGAAGAAGCUAUUUAUCAUAUCAAGUACGAUGAGUACCCAGAAAAUGGCAUAAUAGAAAUGGACACCAUUAAUCUCCGACCGCGAGCAAGAACCAUUCUGAAGUGGAGUGAACUAAAAGUGGGUGAUGUGGUGAUGGUUAACUACAAUGUUGAGACACCAGAAGAAAGAGGAUUUUGGUUUGAUGCAGAAAUUACCUCUUUGAGAGAAAUCUCAAGGACUAACAAAGAGGUUCAUGCUAAAAUUCUGCUGGGAGGCCCAGAAGACACAAUAAAUGAUUGUAAAAUCCUUUUUAUAGAGGAAAUGUACAAGAUUGAAAAGCCAGGAGCCUAUCCAUUGACAUUUGGGGAUGGAGAUUUCAAAAGAAAGAGUGGCCCAGAAUGCAAGCACUGUAGGGCUGAUCCAGAUAAGGAGUGCCGGUUUUGUUCGUGUUACUUGUGUGGUGGCAAACAGGAUGCUCACAUGCAACUCCUGUGUGAUGAAUGUAAUAUGGCUUAUCAUAUAUACUGCCUGAACCCUCCCUUAAGCAAGAUACCAGAGGAUGAGGACUGGUAUUGUCCAUCCUGCAAAAAUGAUUCUAAUGAAGUUGUAAAGGCUGGAGAAAAGCUCAAACAGAGUAAAAAGAAAGCAAAGAUGCCAUCUGCCAGUACUGAAAGCCAGAGAGACUGGGGCAAGGGCAUGGCCUGUGUUGGUCGCACUAAGGAAUGCACUAUUGUUCCUUCAAAUCACUAUGGGCCUAUACCUGGUGUUCCUGUUGGGACAACCUGGAAAUUCAGAGUUCAGGUGAGUGAAGCAGGUGUUCACAGGCCCCAUGUUGGUGGAAUCCAUGGACGCAGUAAUGAUGGAGCUUAUUCACUUGUACUAGCUGGAGGAUUCGAAGAUGAAGUGGAUCGAGGAGAUGAAUUCACUUACACUGGGAGUGGAGGGAGAGAUCUAUCUGGCAAUAAAAGGAUUGGAGAACAUUCAUUUGAUCAGACAUUAACCCACAUGAAUAGGGCAUUGGCCCUUAACUGUGAUGCCCCACUGGACGACAAAAAUGGAGCAGAGUCAAAGAACUGGAGAGCUGGUAAGCCAGUCAGAGUAGUGCGCAGUUCAAAAGGACGGCGAAUCAGCAAAUAUGCCCCAGAGGAAGGCAACAGAUAUGAUGGCAUUUACAAGGUGGUGAAAUAUUGGCCAGAAAUUGGAAAGUGUGGAUUUUUAGUUUGGCGCUAUCUUCUGAGGAGAGAUGAUGUUGAGCCUGCACCUUGGACUUCAGAGGGAAUGGAACGGUCAAAGAAACUGGGCCUGAGUGUACAGUAUCCAGAAGGUUAUUUGGAAGCCAUGGCUAGUAAGGAGAAGAAAGAUAAGGUUAAAAAGCAAACAGUGAAACAGGAGCCAACCAGCCAAAGUAAUGGAAACCAGAAAAGGACAAUUGAUGAUGCAGGUAUAGAGGAGCCUGCAAAUACACCCAAAGCCAUGAGGAUGGGAGAUGGAGGGAAAGGAGAAGCUUUCCAGCUGACCCAAGAGCAACAAUGGCUGAUUAGAGAAGACUGUAUGAACCAGAAACUGUGGGAUGAAGUACUUGCUUCUCUUAAGGAAGGACCAAAUUUUCUGAAGAAACUGGAACAAUCCUUUAUGUGUGUCUGCUGCCAGGAGCUGGUUUACCAGCCGGUGACAACAGAGUGCCUCCACAACGUCUGUAAAAGUUGUUUACAGCGCUCCUUCAGAGCUGAAGUCUUCACCUGCCCUGCCUGCCGCUAUGACCUGGGAAAGGGCUACACCAUGGUCCCCAACAAGAUACUGCAGACACUACUGGACCAGUUCUUUCCUGGUUACAGUAAAGGACGAUGAUGUGCUCAGAUCCUUCUGUACUUCUCCCAGUGACUUUAUAGACAGUAAAGGAGAAUAAACAUGGGAAAUUCAACAGUGGACCAGCCAGGCUGAUGGGACUCAACACAUUGUCACAUUUUGAAGCAGCUAACCCUCCUCCCCUCAUAGCCAUUUUUUGGUGUUGUGAGAACUCUAAUUCUCAGCUGUCUUUUAACAUCAGCGGUAGUUUUGGCCAGUUAACAAAUAGUUUUUAAAGAAAAAAAAAAAGAAAAAGGAAAGCGUCAGCUCUUACUGGCCUAGCUGAUGCUUAAUUUAUGAUUUGUUUUUUUGUAACUACCUCAGGACAGAGGAAAAUAAAUUGUGUUAAACAAUGUUGGGGAUCAAAAAAAGUUAGUGACGUUUUAGCUACACACUGCCUCCUAAAUCUUAGUUGUGCCUGGUCCAUGUGGUUUGAUUUACAAAAAAACCAAUCCAAUAACAAAACCCAAACCAAAAGAAAAACCCACAAAAAACCAGGAAAAAGAAACAGAGUCAGCACUUAAGCCAUUUGGAUUAAAUAACAGCAAAUUCUGUGGUGUGCAUAAUCCCUUUUUUGUCUUUUUCUUCUAUUAUGCUGUAUUUUUUUGCAAGAACAGGCUGAUUUUUAGUCUAUUUUUGUGAGCUUCAUUGUGCUUUUCUUGUAUCUUAUGCAAGUUGACUACUAAUGACUAAUGAGAACAAUAUGAAUGCAUUGUUGCUGCAUUAGUGUAAAGUGAUCUGUGUUUUUUGCACUUAAAAGAGGGUAUUCAAGACACUCUAGCUGUGUAAAAAAUAGUUCAUAUAAAAAAGCCACUUCUGUAUUAGUUAAACUGUAUGCUUUUAGUAGGUCUUGUAUUAGUGGCAGUACAUCUACACGGCAUUAAAGGCAGUGCUAGCUUGGAGAGGGUUCAAAUCGCUUCAUAUUGUGAUCUGAAAUUUUAUAUACAAUAUAUCCCCCCCAAAAAUAUACCUUAUUAAAUAUUUUAUGAUUCAGAAAA